Sphaerodactylus townsendi is the source of this 3014-nucleotide messenger RNA. RefSeq names its product platelet derived growth factor subunit A (gene PDGFA). NCBI's taxonomy places the organism in Eukaryota, Metazoa, Chordata, Lepidosauria, Squamata, Sphaerodactylidae. The record is from RefSeq and is a predicted model, not a curated record. The transcript has 6 exons. Gene Ontology annotation, molecular function: platelet-derived growth factor receptor binding; growth factor activity. Gene Ontology annotation, biological process: positive regulation of cell migration; positive regulation of MAP kinase activity; platelet-derived growth factor receptor signaling pathway. Bases 495 to 1085 code for a protein of 196 amino acids. Gene Ontology annotation, cellular component: membrane.
GCUCGGGGGUGGGCUGGGUAUAAACUGGAGGGGGGGGGCGGCGAGGAAGGAGGGACGGCUGGUAACUCGCUGCCUGUCUGGAAGGGGGCGAGCUGUCUCCAAGCAGGUGAUGGGCGUUUCGGCUGCGCGGCUCCGGGAUCGCCGCCCGCUGGGGUUUCACUUCGCUCCGCCGCUCGCCGCCAACAUGCAGGAGGGCCGGCGGGUCUAGCGGGGCCCCCUCCCGCCUCGCUCUCCGGAUCUCCCCCCAGCCCUGUGUUUUUGGAGGCGGGGGGGGAGGGAGAAGAGGGACCCCCCCUCCCACCCACCCACCCACCCACCCAGCCGCCUUUCCCCCCCACCCAGCUGGCCAAGAGGGGGCGAAGGUGCCGGCCGGAGGGACCCCCCCGCUGGCUGCUCCCCCGCCGGCGAGGGAUGGUGUAUGUUUGGCCGGCCCAAAGACCGGGGCUGGCGCUCCUUCGCAGCACCCUUGCGACGCUACACGGGCGGAGGGCGCGAUGAGGAUCGAGGCCGGCGUUUGGCUCCUCGGGCUGUGCUACCUGGUCGCCGCGUUUGCGGAGGAAGCUGAGAUUCCCCAAGAAGUAAUCGAAAGGCUGGCUCACAGCGAGAUCCACAGCAUCCGUGACCUGCAGCGCCUCCUGGAGAUUGACUCCGUAGGGUACGAUGAUGCCUCGGAAACCAACUUGAUACCACACAGCGUUCGCUCCACCAAGCACGCGCAAGAUAAUCGCCCCAGACCCAUCCGUAGGAAAAGAAGCAUUGAGGAAGCCAUUCCUGCCGUCUGCAAAACCCGAACCGUCAUCUACGAGAUACCUCGGAGUCAGAUUGACCCCACGUCGGCAAACUUUCUGAUAUGGCCACCGUGCGUGGAGGUGAAACGCUGCACGGGCUGUUGCAACACCAGCAGUGUGAAGUGCCAGCCGUCGCGGAUACACCACAGAAGUGUCAAGGUGGCAAAAGUGGAAUAUGUUAGAAAAAAGCCAAAAUUAAAAGAAGUCCUGGUGAAGCUAGAAGAGCAUAUGGAAUGCACCUGUGCAUCAUCGAGUUCUAAUUCAGAUUAUCGAGAAGAAGAAACGGAUGUAAGGUGAAAAUAAGCUAGAAAACACUUCUCUCUGGGACAUGGAUGUACACUGUUGGUUACAUUCCUGAACCUACUAUGUAUGGUGCUUUAUUGACUGUAUACUUCGUUUUUGUUCUCCUACGUGGAGGGGUGGGGCGGGGAUACCGGCUUUUAAACAAACAAAAACAAAAAAGGAUGCUUUGUGAGAACAAAAGAGACAAUGUACAUUUGUUUAAUACGACAUCGAAGCAAGCGUUGUAGCACUCUGCGAAACAAUACGAAGUUUCCCUGUCCGGAAAGAGAGAAAGAGAGAGAGGAAAGAUAACCCUGAACGGAGGAUGCCGCAAAGGACUUCGAAAACGUGGCGAAAAUCUAAAGCGGACGGAGGGUUUCCUCUUGGAAGAGUGGUUAAUGGUGCUUCGCUCCUCAACCCCCCGGUUUUUGUCAAGAAAUGUGCCUGCAUUCUUGAUGAAGAUGGAUGGAGGCUGAUAGAGUUCAAGCACAUACACAUACACACACACACACACACAUGAAAAAUAAAAGCAGGAAUGUAUCAAAUGCCACAGCAGAAACUAUAGAAGCAGUGCAGUUUUGCUUGGUGGUGUUUUAAAGUCUAUACAAAAAAAAAGAAAAGAAAAGAAAAAAUCUUCUGGGGCGCCUUAAGUGGAUUUUUUUUUACACCAUAAAAGUUAUUAUUAAGCUUUCUUUUUACUCUUUUGCCUAGCUUUUUAUUAUCUCUUUGGGACUACAUUUACCAAUAACCCAUAUAGAAGACCUGCUGUAGCGAAUGAGACGGGACACACACAGACAAGUAUGGGAUUUCUCCUAGCGGGCUGCAAACUAAUGAGAUGUAUUGAAAUAAAAACGGUAUACCUAUGCAUAAUUUUCUAAAUGUUUCUUGGUUUAUGUCCCUCUCUCUUUUCCUUCCCUCCCUCUCCCUCCAAUGUCCAUCUCGUCCCUCUCGUUCAAUUUAAAACAGUGAUUUUCAAAGCGUGCUCUGACGGCACUUUCGCACACGCGGAAUAAUGCACUUUCAAUCCACUUUUAAUGCACUUUGCAGCUGGAUUUUACCGUGCGAAACAGCAAAAUCCACUUGCAAACAAUUGUUAAAGUGCAUUGAAAGUGGACUGAAAGUGCAUUAUUCUGCACGUGCGAAAGUGCCCUGAGAUGCCCAGACUGCUUCCUAAGGGGGUCCUCAGACACAGAAGGACAGUCAUGGUGAAUAAACUUCUCCUGGUUGUCCGCUCUUAGGCCCCUUCCGCACACGCAGAAUAAUGCACUUUCAAUCCACUUCUCAAUGCACUUUGCAGCUGGGUUUUGCUGUGCAGAACAGCAAAAUCCAUUUGCAAACCGUUGUGGAAGUGGAUCGAAAGUGCAUUAUUCUGCACGUGCGGAAGGGGCCUUACUGAUCUCGCCUUAUAGGGGACGGAGAAGAGUUUGGGUGGUGGGAUGGGGAAUUAGGACACGUUCUAGUCAACACAGGGCACCAGAACCCCUAACAAGACGAAUUUGGGGCUUGUGAGAAUUUGCCUGCCUAGAAUGGAUGCCAAAAUCCUUUUCAAACAAACAACCAUUAUUGUGGCCGUGAUACUCAGCAGCCAGGUCAAGGCAGAAAAGUUUUCCUGGGGGGUGGGGGGUAAAAAGUUUGAAAAUCACUGUUUUAAAACCUUCUGAAGGACAGCUGAUGUGUGCUAGCAAGCUUAGGCUAUAAUGCAAGCAUUGCAAAAGAAUCUCGUUCCUGCCACCGGUUGCCCGGGUGCCAUUGUGUGGCAGCGAUUGCUAUUCCUCUCGGUAGAGAAGAUCCCUUUUUGCUAUGUCACAUGUUUAAGCGGUGUGAGAUGUACAAACUCUUCUUGUUAUUCGUAUUGUAUGAUGUCACUGUGGCGUGGGGAAAACCCUGCCGGAAAGCCUAAAAUUCUUUAUUUUUGGUAUUAAAAAAAGUUAUGCUUUAUGUGUA